AUGCGGGAUUCCAAUGAUCUCCAACACCCUAGUGAGAAUAUUGGCAUAACACCUCAUCCUCAAUGGCUGUUGCGUGAGUUUACAAAGACGGUUCAAGUGAGCGGGCUGAGGAAUUUUGAUUUUGAAGGCUUUCAAUUCACUUGGGAAAAGGGAAGAUGGACCCCCAAUAAGGUGCGGGGAAAGCUGGAUAGGAUCCUAGUAAACAAUUUGCGACUUCAGCACUUCAGCGAGGCAAGAGUGACUUCGUUUGAAGCCCCUAGUAGAAAUUAUCUACCUCUUGCUCUCUGGCCAUUGCUAACAGUCCGAGCAGACACAAAGAGAUGCUUCAAAUUUGAAAAUAAUUGA
This is a messenger RNA of Ipomoea triloba (trilobed morning glory), 345 nucleotides long. RefSeq lists its product as uncharacterized. The transcript has a single exon. Lineage: Eukaryota; Viridiplantae; Streptophyta; Magnoliopsida; Solanales; Convolvulaceae. The coding region runs from base 1 to 345 and encodes 114 amino acids. The record is from RefSeq and is a predicted model, not a curated record.